Molecule: messenger RNA, 1782 nt
Organism: Musca vetustissima
Lineage: Eukaryota; Metazoa; Arthropoda; Insecta; Diptera; Muscidae
Product: cytochrome b5 reductase 4
Exons: 5
Coding region: 1-1782 (593 amino acids)
Biological process (GO): superoxide metabolic process; generation of precursor metabolites and energy
Cellular component (GO): endoplasmic reticulum
Molecular function (GO): oxidoreductase activity; heme binding
Source: RefSeq, a predicted model, not a curated record
AUGAGGUGCACGCCACAAGCAGCUCUGAAAGCAAUGCUGAAUUUAAGGUCUCUGGGCCUCAGCAUUAAGUGUCAGGCCGCGCGUAUUGAACAAAAUCUUUGGCGAAGUUGUACCUUUGGGCAUGGUUGUAUAUUGGACGAACCAGAAUCGUACAACUACAACACCACCAAUAUGUCCAAUAAAACGACAAAUAAUUUAUUAGCACCAUCAUCGCCCACAUCCUUGAUGAUUCCACAGACACCACCAAAUACCGGAAGCGGUUCCGCGACAGGCAAUCCUCGAAAUAAAUGUGCCUUAAAACCGGGACAUUCCUUGAUGGAUUGGAUACGUUUGGGAAAUUCUGGUGUUGAUCUAGCGGGAACGAAAGGACGUAUAAUACCUGUUACACCAGAAGAGCUGGCCAAACAUAAUACCAGAAAUGAUGCCUGGAUGGCGAUACGAGGAGUGGUAUAUAAUGUAACACGUUAUAUGGAUUUUCAUCCGGGAGGUGUUGAUGAACUAAUGCGUGGUGUGGGUAAAGACGCCACAAAACUAUUCAAUGAAGUUCAUGCAUGGGUGAAUUAUCAACAGUUACUUAACAAGUGUCUGAUUGGUCCUCUGAAACACUCCAAAAAAGUAGAGAAAGUAUUGGAGGUAUCCACGAAUGACUUAUCACCUAAAUUUACAAGACCUCCGUUGCCACCUGCUACACAAGAUGUUGUUCCACGAUUAGAUUGGAUACAAAAUCGCAAUAGUUUAACACUUUACUUUUAUACAAAACAGUUUUGCAACCCUGGUUCCUUAAUACGUAAAGUUCCUGAACGCCCAAAUAAUCAUAUAGAAAUUUCGAUACUGAUAGACAACUAUAUACACAAAUAUGAAUUUGAGCUACAUGCUGAAAUCAAAUGGCCACCUAAAGAUGUGAAAAUGAAUACCGAAAGUGGUAAAUUGGAAUGUAGUUUUGAGAAACCUGAGGAGCGAAAGGAUUUAUGGCCUCAGUUGGGGAAACAACAAGUGCAAAAAGUGCUUAAAAAUUCCGUGGAAGAUGAGUUGUUAAUGGAUUUUAAAACAAGUUUACAGCGACAGUAUAAUCAUAAUUCCUUUGUCCUUGUGCUAAAUAGUCCUAAUGUGAUUUAUACUCUACCACUUGGUUAUCAUGUCUCCUUGGAAUGUCUGAUAAAUUCUAGAAAUUUAAGUAAAUGUUAUACACCAAUUCCCAGUCGAUAUCUAAAAGACGACAAAGACCUCAACAACUGCGGUGACAUGGAAAUGUGUAAUUUAAAUUUUCUUAUUAAAAAAUAUACACAUCCAAAUAGUUUUUCCGGACAUUUAAGUUCACUUACAAAUGACAUGACGAUAAGGGUGUCAAUACCCAAAGGUAACUUUAAAUUAUCCAAACUGGCAGGACAUCGUAAUAUUUGUUUCCUAGCUGCUGGUAGUGGUCUGACGCCAUUCCUGCCGUUAAUUGAUCAUCUAUUGAAAAGAAAUACCAAUAGAAUAGAACUUUUGAAUUUGUUGUAUUUUAAUAGAACCUCUGAGGAUAUAUGGUGCCACGAUAUGCUUUCUAAUAUUGCCAAAAAUGAUGAAAGAUUUGAAUUUACAAAUAUCCUUUCAAAUCCUGAUGCUAGUUGGACUGGAGCUAAGGGUCAUGUAUCCAGCGAACUGCUGGCACCUUUGCUGGAUAAAUCAAAACCCGAUAAAAUAACAUUUAUAUCCGCAUGUGGACCCUCUGGAUAUAAUACAAAAGUGGAGGAAAUUCUACAGGAAUUGGAAUUUCCAAAAGAGAAUUUAUUUAUAUUCUAA